Messenger RNA from Selaginella moellendorffii, 1928 nucleotides. RefSeq names its product tubulin beta-1/beta-2 chain. Gene Ontology annotation, biological process: microtubule cytoskeleton organization; mitotic cell cycle. Bases 1 to 1476 code for a protein of 491 amino acids. Lineage: Eukaryota; Viridiplantae; Streptophyta; Lycopodiopsida; Selaginellales; Selaginellaceae. The transcript is spliced from 4 exons. Gene Ontology annotation, molecular function: GTPase activity; structural constituent of cytoskeleton; GTP binding. Gene Ontology annotation, cellular component: cytoplasm; microtubule. The record is from RefSeq and is a predicted model, not a curated record.
AUGAGAGAGAUUUGCCACAUCCAAGGCGGGCAGUGCGGCAACCAGAUCGGAGCAAAGUUUUGGGAGGUUUCGUGCGACGAGCACGGCAUCGAUCCCACCGGAACUUACCGCGGCGACUCGGACCUCCAGCUCGAGCGGAUCAACGUCUACUACAACGAGGCCACCGGCGGACGCUACGUUCCCCGCGCGGUUCUCAUGGACCUGGAGCCCGGAACCAUGGACAGCGUGCGCUCGGGGCCUUACGGCCAGAUCUUCCGCCCGGACAACUUCGUGUUUGGCCAGACCGGCGCCGGGAACAACUGGGCAAAGGGUCACUACACCGAGGGAGCCGAGCUCAUCGAUUCGGUGCUCGACAUUGUCCGCAAGGAGGCCGAGAGUUGCGACUGCUUGCAAGGAUUUCAAAUAUGCCACUCCUUGGGAGGGGGCACGGGAUCCGGCAUGGGGACGCUGCUCAUCUCCAAGAUCCGGGAGGAGUAUCCGGACAAGAUGAUGCUCACAUUCUCCGUCUUCCCAUCGCCCAAGGUGUCCGACACGGUCGUGGAGCCUUACAACGCGACGCUGUCGGUUCAUCAGCUGGUGGAGAACUCGGACGAGUGCAUGGUCCUCGACAACGAGGCCCUCUACGACAUCUGCUUCAGAACCCUCAAGCUCACCACGCCAACCUUCGGUGAUCUCAAUCACCUCAUCUCGGCCACCAUGAGCGGCAUUACGUGCUGCCUCCGCUUCCCGGGCCAGCUGAACGCCGACCUCCGCAAGCUCGCCGUCAACCUCGUGCCCUUCCCGCGCCUCCACUUCUUCAUGGUGGGCUUCGCGCCGCUCACGUCGCGCGGCUCGCAGCUGUACCGCGCGCUCACCGUGCCGGAGCUGACGCAGCAGAUGUGGGAUGCCAAGAACAUGAUGUGUGCAGCGGAUCCCCGGCAUGGCCGCUACCUCACCGCCUCAGCCAUGUACCGCGGGCGGAUGAGCACCAAGGAGGUGGACGAGCAGAUCCUCAACGUCCAGAACAAGAACACAUCCUACUUCGUGGAGUGGAUCCCAAACAACGUCAAGUCGAGCGUGUGCGACAUCCCGCCCAAGGGGCUCAAGAUCUCCGCCACCUUCAUCGGGAACUCAACGUCGAUCCAGGAGAUGUUCAAGAGGGUCGGGGACCAGUUCACAGUGAUGUUCCGGCGCAAGGCGUUCCUGCAUUGGUACACGGGCGAGGGGAUGGACGAGCUCGAGUUCACUGAGGCCGAGAACAACAUGAACGAUCUGGUGUCCGAGUACCAGCAGUACCAGGACGCCAAGGCCGAGGAAGAGGGCGAGUUCCAGGAAGAUGACGACGACGAAAUUCACAUAGCAGAUUUAUUCAAGAGAUUUGCAGCGCCUACAGUGUCUUGUAGAGGUAGCUCUCAACGCUCUCGGGCAUCCCUUGGCUGUCCAUGUAGAGGAGCGAGUAUCCCUUGGCAAAGCGAAAGACUCCGGAGGUGCCAGUGACCGAAACUUCGGGUGUUCUGGCGCUGCUCGAGGCUCGGCCUUGGUAGAUGAGGUUCCCUUUGAUGGUACUUCCAUUAAAGGAGCUCGUAAGAUAGAAGAGAGUCGACGAUCCAGCAGCGUCCGUGAUGGAGUAUCCUUGGAGCCGGCCUAUACACUCGGACGAGUUGCUUCGAGUGCCAUGGAUCGGGCUAUCGAUGACACGGACGAUCCCCAUGCCGGAAGAUAGAGGGGAUGAAGAUGGCGGUGGAUUGUUCUCCCAGUUGCGACGAACGAAGAAAGAUAUCUGCGGAGACAAGCAAGAGAGUUUGAGGAAGCAAGAGUUUUUCUCGACCACCUUUCUUUGAAGUUGGAGACUGUUUGCCGCUGUGGCUGCUACAAGAAGUAGAACGAUCAUCAGCUUGGAAUCCAUGGAAAAAACUUUGAAAAACGAGACUUGAGCUUGGCAGGCCUCA